AUGUUUAUAUCUAAAUAUGUCUUGUGUGCCCCUAACCUCCUCACUCUCCCUACCCGCCCCUUCUCACACCCACACUCCGCCCCUUCUCACACCCCCAGUCCACUCACACCCACACCACACUCCGCCCCUUCUCACACUCCCAGUCCACUCACACCCACACCACACUCCGCCCCUUCUCACACCCCCAGUCCACUCACACCCACACCACGCUCCGCCCCUUCUCACACCCCCAGCCCACUCACACCCACACUCCGCCCCUUCUCACACCCCCAGCCCACUCACACCCACACUCCGCCCCUUCUCACACCCCCAGCCCACUCACACCCACACUCCGCCCCUUCUCACACCCCCAGCCCACUCACACCCACACUCCGCCCCUUCUCACACCCCCAGCCCACUCACACCCACACUCCGCCCCUUCUCACACUCCCAGAGCACUCACACCCACACUCCGCCCCUUCUCACACCCCCAGCCCACUCACACCCACACCACGCUCCGCCCCUUCUCACACUCCCAGAGCACUCACACCCACACUCCGCCCCUUCUCACACCCCCAGAGCACUCACACCCACACCACGCUCCGCCCCUUCUCACACUCCCAGAGCACUCACACCCACACUCCGCCCCUUCUCACACCCCCAGCCCACUCACACCCACACCACGCUCCGCCCCUUCUCACACUCCCAGAGCACUCACACCCACACUCCGCCCCUUCUCACACCCCCAGAGCACUCACACCCACACCACGCUCCGCCCCUUCUCACACUCCCAGUCCACUCACACCCACACUCCGCCCCUUCUCACACCCCCAGUCCACUCACACCCACACCACGCUCCGCCCCUUCUCACACUCCCAGUCCACUCACACCCACACUCCGCCCCUUCUCACACCCCCAGAGCACUCACACCCACACCACACUCCGCCCCUUCUCACACUCCCAGUCCACUCACACCCACACUCCGCCCCUUCUCACACCCCCAGCCCACUCACACCCACACCACACUCCGCCCCUUCUCACACCCCCAGUCCACUCACACCCACACCACACUCCGCCCCUUCUCACACCCCCAGCCCACUCACACCCACACCACACUCCGCCCCUUCUCACACCCCCAGUCCACUCACACCCACACCACGCUCCGCCCCUUCUCACACCCCCAGUCCACUCACACCCACACUCCGCCCCUUCUCACACCCCCAGAGCACUCACACCCACACCACGCUCCGCCUCCUCUCACACUCCCAGUCCACUCACACCCACACUCCGCCCCUUCUCACACCCCCAGUCCACUCACACCCACACCACGCUCCGCCCCUUCUCACACCCCCAGCCCACUCACAACCACACCACGCUCCGCCCCUUCUCACACUCCCAGUCCACUCACACCCACACUCCGCCCCUUCUCACACCCCCAGCCCACUCACAACCACACCACGCUCCGCCCCUUCUCACACUGCCAAACCGCCCCAUCCCAAACCAACACCACGCUCCGCCCCUUCUCACACUCCCAGUCCACUCACACCCACACUCCGCCCCUUCUCACACCCCCAGAGCACUCACACCCACACCACGCUCCGCCCCUUCUCACACUUCCAGUCCACUCACACCCACACUCCGCCCCUUCUCACACCCCCAGAGCACUCACACCCACACCACGCUCCGCCUCCUCUCACACUCCCAGUCCACUCACACCCACACUCCGCCCCUUCUCACACCCCAGUCCACUCACACCCACACCACGCUCCGCCUCCUCUCACACUCCCAGUCCACUCACACCCACACUCCGCCCCUUCUCACACCCCCAGUCCACUCACACCCACACUCCGCCUCCUCUCACACCCCCAGUCCACUCACACCCACACCACGCUCCGCCUCCUCUCACACUCCCAGUCCACUCACACCCACACUCCGCCCCUUCUCACACCCCAGUCCACUCACACCCACACCACGCUCCGCCUCCUCUCACACUCCCAAACCGCCCCAUCCAAAACCCACACUCCGCCCCUUCUCACACUCCCAACCCUCCCCACUCCACGCUCCGCCCCUUCUCACACUCCUGCCCUUCCCGAUCUCAAACCUACACUCCGCCCCUUCUCACGCUCCCAACCGCCCCAUCCCACACCACACUCCGCCCCUUCUCACGUUCCUAACCCGCCCCAUCCCAAACCCACACUCCGCCCCUUCUCACGUUCCUAA
Messenger RNA from Haliotis rufescens (red abalone), 2199 nucleotides. Its product is annotated as proline-rich extensin-like protein EPR1. Bases 1 to 2199 code for a protein of 732 amino acids. The record is from RefSeq and is a predicted model, not a curated record. The transcript has a single exon. Lineage: Eukaryota; Metazoa; Mollusca; Gastropoda; Lepetellida; Haliotidae.